AUGUCUACACCAGUGAAGAGAAGAUUAAUCAAGGAUUUUAAGAAGAUGUCAACCGAUCCACCACAAGGGAUCAGCGCUACACCUCUUGAUUCCAAUAUUAUGGAAUGGAAUGCUGUAAUUUUCGGACCUGAAGAUACACCAUGGGAAGGUGGAACUUUCAAACUCAGCAUUUCCUUCAAUGAAGACUAUCCUAACAAACCACCAAAAGUAAAAUUCCUCACCAAAAUGUUCCAUCCAAAUAUUUAUAAUGAUGGACAAAUUUGCUUGGAUAUUCUUCAAAAUCAAUGGAGUCCAAUUUAUGAUGUGGCUGCAAUUUUAACCUCCAUUCAAAGUUUGCUCACUGAUCCGAAUCCAAAUUCACCAGCCAACAGUGAAGCAGCCAGACUUUACACUGAAAAUAGAAAACUCUAUGAGAGAAGAGUGAAGGAAAUGGUUGAAACUUCAUGGCAAGACGAUGAUGAUGAAGAGGAAGAAUAAUUUCCAUUCAUCACACUCUCAUAAAACACAUUUGAACAACACUUUUUGACUUUCGGAGAGUCAUCAUGUAAAGUAGUAGUACAAUUAAUGCACCUUUUCUCUCCUGCACCACUUUUAUCAUCAUGAGGAGAUUUGAAUCUUUUAACAUCAUUAAAAACACACAACAAUAACCUUUUGUUAAA
This is a messenger RNA of Naegleria gruberi, 659 nucleotides long. RefSeq lists its product as uncharacterized. The transcript has 3 exons. Gene Ontology annotation, biological process: protein polyubiquitination; proteasome-mediated ubiquitin-dependent protein catabolic process; DNA repair. The record is from RefSeq and is a predicted model, not a curated record. Bases 1 to 477 code for a protein of 158 amino acids. Gene Ontology annotation, molecular function: ubiquitin conjugating enzyme activity. Lineage: Eukaryota; Heterolobosea; Eutetramitea; Acrasida; Naegleriidae.